CAAUCAAAAUCAAAAUCAAAAUCAAAAUCAGUCUCCCAUCUACAACUCAAACCCACUCUCUCUCUCUCUCGAUCCAGUGGUUUUUCUAGGGUUUAAGCCCCCCAACCACCCAAGCUCAAAUCUUUCCCCCUUUUCACUUUCCUUUCUGCUUCCCUCAUUCUCAAUUCGGAACCGAUUCGGUGUUUUGCGGACUCUCCGAGCUCAACUUUCUACUCUCCAAUUGCUUCUGCUUAGAUCCCAAACCCCAGACUCUCCGGUUAGAAGCAGAGGGAUAAGAGAUAUAGUGAUGGCGUGUUGUGGGUAAAUGGUGUGGUUGUUUGAUAGUUUUCGCAAGCAAUGUUGUAUUGAAGGUACCGCUUUCGUGAUAUGAGGGGUUGAAUAUGAGCGAUGGGGGUGGGGAGAGUGGAAGAGAGCAUGAGCAAUCCAAUAGAGCACUAAGAAAAUCAAGCGGUGGUGGUGAUGAAUUUGCACGAGCUAUUUCAAAGAUUGCAGUAGCGCAAGUAUGUGAGAUAGUGGGGUUUCAGACUUUCCAGUUGUCUGCUCUUGAAACACUUUCGGAUGUUGCGGUUCAGUACAUUCGUAACGUUGGAAAGACGGCACAUUUAUAUGCAAAUUUAUCUGGCAGAACGGAUUGUAAUGUUUUUGAUAUCAUUCAAGGGUUGGAAGAUCUGAGCAUGGCUCAGGGGUUUGCAGGCGCUUCAGAUAUUAAUCAUUGUCUCGCAAGUUCAGGGACGGUUAAGGAAAUUUCUCAGUAUGUUACUGAAACUGAGCAUGUUCCAUUUGCCUACUCUACUCCGCAAUUCCCAGUUAUUAAGGACCGGAAGCUGACUCUGAGUUUUUGGCAAAGCGGGGAAGAGACUCCUGGAGAGCAUAUACCUACUUGGUUGCCUGCAUUUCCUGAACCACAUACGUAUUCCCAAUCAACUACAUGCAAUGAGAGAGCCACAGAACCUGACAGUGCUAUAGUUGAGCAGGAAAAACAACAGAGAAAUGUGGAGCGGGCCACGUUGAAUUUUCAGCGUAGGCUAGUCUGUAAUGGGAUGGAAGGACCCUCUGUUGACCCUGGGGAUGUUGAAAAGGCGAAACAAGCAAGAGAGAAUAACCCUUUUCUUGCUACACCUCUGCAAUUUGGGGAGACAGAAGUAUCUCAGGUUACUCUUCCAGCUAAACUGUCAAUCGAAGCAACAGAGGAAAUUCUUGUGGCUGAGAACCAUGCCAAGGAUAAAUGUUCUUCAGUGCUGGAGACCUUUGCCCCAGCCAUUGAAGCAAUCAAGAACAAAUCAUUUGAAUUGGAGGAAGAUCAAAAGAUUCUUUCGAGCAGGAAACCUACUGUGCAAUUUAAGAUUGGGAUGUCAAAGAAGUCCUUAGGUACCAUGUUACAUUCAGGGCCGCAUAAGAAGGGUUUUGAGGAAGUGUAUCCCUGGUUCGGGAGAGAAAAUGGAAAGGAUGAAAAGAAAAGGAGGGCCGAAAAAAUUCUGAAGAACUCCAUGGAAAACUCACAGGAGCUUGCUCAGUUGUAAACUAGGUUGUUCGUUACUAAAAUUUGUACACUUGUUUAGGAGACUGGUAGUGGAAGCUGGCUCACAUAUUGUUGUCUGCAUACUAGACACUAUAGAAUGGAUAUUACAAAGUUCUGGAGGGAAAUUUCCCACUUUAACAAGUUUUUGAGGUAUGUCAAUGUCAGUUUCUGUGAUCAACCCAAUUAAUGAUUCUUUCUAAUUGAAAUUCUAUUCUUUCCUUGAUAUUUCUCCCAAUGAGUGCACAAGUAUUGUAGCUAUCCUGCUUGUUGCUUUGUUGCUUUAUAUACAUAUAUUUGUUUACUAAACAAAAUCAAAUGUGUACAGUGUGCUAACUCUCUCAUUGAACAGUAGUGUAACUCAAGAUCCUGUUGUUCUAAAAUGAUAUUAAAGGUUACGGAUGAAUCUUACAUCCAACUUGCAUUGAAUUGCUUUGUUAGUUUGAUGUAGUAUUUACUGAAAGAGACUAUAUUGAUGAACCUCAUGGCUUCAACGGUUGACAUAAUUGUGUGCAUAACAUGAGAUUCAUAGUUAAAAAAAAAGAAAAAAAAAGAAGAUAUUUCUGCAGGAAAUAAGAAAAAAAUAGUUAGAAUUUCUCUUUAGCAAAAACUAUGCAAGCGAACCUUUGCUUCAUCUUCUUCAUGGUAGAUUAUGUUUAUAUUAUUGUAGAGAUCACUUGAAAUAGAAAGUUUGUUAUCUGAUUUUUUUUUUUUUUCUAUUUCGGCAUCGACCUCAAUUUUGGUGAGUUUUCCAUGGAGGGCUGAAAUAUUUUUGUAGUAUUUGGUUUUUGCUUCCUGGUUGAUUAUAAUCCCUCAAUGAUGGUAUUACUACAUAAGAUUUUAAGAACUUUGUUAAGUGGUUGAUAAGUAUAUGCUUAGAGGAAGAGUGAGUGGGAGUGUCUAUUUCCAUGAGGAUCUUGUAAUGUUGGUCUGGUCCCAGAAACUUGGUACUUUUGCCCACUGUGUACCUCUCUAUUGCAGCUGAGCAUUAUUCUAUUAAACCAUUUAUAUGCAAAUUUCAUCUUCGAACAAGUGAGGUUUGAUAUAUGUGCCAUCUAUGUAUUCUGAUCUUAGCAGAUGAUAUGACUUUGUGUACUAUUACCAUAAUACCCUGUUUAUUGUUUAACUUAUAUGUGUGUCAACUUUACUAAACUUUAACCCAAUAGUUGUGAUAUUAGAGACAAUAGAACCAAAAAACAGGAAUGAAUGUAAAACAAAAUGCCCUUUCCUGUGAAAAUGCCCCAUAAACCUUUUAACAUAAUAUCAAAUGUAGUUCAAGUUACAGAUGUAUCAUUAGCCUCUAUCAAAGAUUUACAUGUUAGAGAGGAGCUAAACGGUAACCCAGUAAUUGUGAUUAGAGAAGAUAAACCAAAAGAUAGUAAUGGAAGUCAAAUUAAAAUGG
Molecule: messenger RNA, 2918 nt
Organism: Rosa chinensis
Lineage: Eukaryota; Viridiplantae; Streptophyta; Magnoliopsida; Rosales; Rosaceae
Product: transcription initiation factor TFIID subunit 8
Exons: 2
Coding region: 381-1520 (379 amino acids)
Cellular component (GO): transcription factor TFIID complex
Molecular function (GO): protein heterodimerization activity
Source: RefSeq, a predicted model, not a curated record